AACCACACUCCAAACAAUUCACACCUCACUCACUGCCACCACCACCAUGCUGCAAACUUUGAAUCCUUACACCCCCACCGCUAAAACCGCUGAGAUCAUGGCCAGAUACCGGCCCAUAGCCCCUAAGCCACAGGCUUCAAAUGCGGCCGGUGGCGGUGGUGGUAACAGUCCUAACGCGGGUGGUGGUGAUGAGGGUUCCGGAUCUGGAUCCGGAGCAUCUGGCUCCAGAGUAUCUGGCUCUGGAUCCUGCUCAUCACCACCAUCCAUGUCUCCGACGAUCCGCCAGUCUCCCUACCUGAGAAACGUGUGGCCUCAUUUGCAGUUGAGGCCAACACGUACCAGGAAGAGAGGGCGAACGUCUCUAGGACCGCCACCGGCCGCUUUCAAAAGGCCCCGGACUCUCCUCCAGGGCCUUUCGCCGCCUUUCCAUAUCACCUCCCCACCGGCUCGAACCAUUUCGAUUCAGGGUUUUGCACCCACCACCCUAGUCACCCUCCCCCUCCUCCCAACCCACCCCAUGCAGUCACAACCUGACGUCAUCGACCUCAACAAAGCAGCUGAAAUCCCAGAAGAAAAAGACCUCCUUGCACAGUUGCAAAAACCCACCUCAAAUGUCAUCUCCCCUACACCGAACCGUCUCGUUUCGUCAACCGUCAGCAUCCGAGCCGUAAAACUAGACGACACCGGUUCAUCCGGUUCAUCUCGUCACAUAACUUUGAAAAAACCUGAAGAAAUUGAAAAGGAACUCGAGUCGCAGACGCUCCCCGCGUUCGUAUCCGACUCGAACAACCGGGUGCGGCUGGUGAACUCAAGCUACCAAAACAUGGUGGGUCAACCCAACUGCGGGUGGGUGGAGUCAAUGGUGACCGGUGAGGUUGCAUGCAGGAGCAUUUGUGGCAAUGUGGUGCUUGAUUUCGUUGAUCUGAAGGAUGAGGAUGAUGAUUUGCGGGUUUGUUCGGGCGGGUUUUCGUGCUGGGCGAGGAUCGAAUGGGGGGCGAAUGGGAAGAGGAAUAUAGUGAAUGCUUUUGGUGAAGGGAUGAGGGUGGCUUGUGAAUCAAAGGACUACAAGUUCGCAUGGAGGUUUCAUAGAAGACAAGGUGGUGCUGAUGUUUUGCAGGAUUAAGAUCACUUGCAGUUGCAAAGUGUAAUCCAAAAAGGGAAUGGCUAGAUUGUAUCUAUGUAGACGUAUAUUAAUAUAUAAAAAAUAGAUAUAAA
This is a messenger RNA of Helianthus annuus (common sunflower), 1215 nucleotides long. Its product is annotated as AF4/FMR2 family member lilli. The record is from RefSeq and is a predicted model, not a curated record. The transcript has a single exon. The coding region runs from base 47 to 1123 and encodes 358 amino acids. NCBI's taxonomy places the organism in Eukaryota, Viridiplantae, Streptophyta, Magnoliopsida, Asterales, Asteraceae.